UUUUUAAGAACUGUUUACUAGCCCCUAUGGCUAAUGCUUGGAGUUGGCUGAUUUUGCUCUGUAGCCUUAGGAUUUGCCCGAGAGGGACCUCUUCCCUCUCACCAGAUUGCAGCAUAGACUGCCAGACCCACUGUCUCAUAGACUGCAGGCAGGGACAUUACUACACAGCUGGCAACUGCUUGGAAUGUCCGACGGGUUUCUAUUGCCCUGGGGGUCAAGCAGCCCCAAGGAAAUGCCCGCUGGGAACAGCCAAUGAACUUACUGCUCAAGCAGACAUCACAGCUUGCCAGGUUUGUCCCAAUGGCUAUCUCAGCCUAGAGAGUGGAGCUGGGUGCCGUGCGUGUCCAGAUGGCUAUUCAUGCGAUCCACGUAGUGGUGUGCAGAGGAGCUGUGGUCCUGGUCAGUAUUCGCUGGAGGGAGAGUUGGAGUGUCAGGAAUGUCCAGAGAAAUAUGUCUGCCCAGAUGGACGGAGCAGACAGCGUUGUUUGGCCGGUCAGCAGCCAGAUCCAAGCCGCACUCAUUGUGUAACCUGCGCUCCUGGUUCUUUCUCAACUGAAGACACUCUUCUGUGCCAGCCCUGCCCAGCAGGUCACUUCUGUUCCAAUGGCCUUGCAGUCCGUCCAUGCGCAGCAGGGAGUUUCAAGCCCAGAGAGGGACUUCAUACACCCAGCAGCAGCUCCUCAUGCUUGCCAGGAAUUGGAUUGUGUUUAAAGUGCCCCGCUGGGCAUUUCUGUCCUGCUGGAUCAGGUUAUCCAGUCCCAUGCCAGCCAGGUACAUACAAUCCUCUCCAAGGACAGGAUGAAGCUGCUGAUUGCAGAGCCUGCCCAGCAGGGAGAGCUUGUACUCAGGCUGGCUUAGCCCAGCCUGAUGCAGAGUGCUUACCAGGGUAUGUGUGCCCAGCGGGGUCAUCCAGCCCUCAUUUUCCCAGCAACGCCUGUCCUCCAGGAACGUUUGGCAAUGACUUCAGCCUCUUUGAUAAGUCCCAGUGUGAAACGUGCCCUGCUGGAUUUGUCUGUGUGAGAGGAACAGGUGGGAAACAGAAGCCUCCCACUCCAUGCCCAGUUGGUCACUACUGCCCCCCAGGCACAAAGCACCCAAUGCAGCACAAGUGUGCCCGAGGCACCUGGAGCAAUAGGACAAGCCUGACCUCGGAAGAGGAGUGCUUUCCGUGCCCCGCAGGCUGGUUUUGUGUGGGAGGAGCCCCUAUCCCUACUGGGAUGUGCAGCUCAGGGCACUACUGCCCUCAAGGUACGUGGAGGGGCACACAGUACCCCUGCCCUGCAGGAACUUACAGUACCAGGCUGGGAAAUGCCAGAGUGGAAGAUUGCGCUGCCUGCCCCACAGGAGCUUUCUGCACCAGUGGGACCUCCAAGCCAGUUCUAUGCCCAGUAGGAACUUAUCGCAUGGAACAUGGCGCAAAAGUGGCUGCAGACUGCAUCCCUUGUCCUGGAGGGUAUUACUGCCCUGAGCUUGGCACUGUUACUCCUCAAACAUGUGGUGCUGGCAACUUUUCAGACCAAGGUUCAGCCUCCUGCUUGCCAUGUCUUGUCGGACAUUACUGUGCUAGUGAGCACACUAGCUGGGAAGUGAUGCUCCUUGCUAUGAUUUGCCCAGCGGGUCUCCUGUGCCCAGAAGGACAGGCAGUUGUUCCUGAUGCCAGUGCAAAUGCCUGCCCAAGAGGAUACUACUGUCCCCGGGGAGAUACUGGCUUGCAUGCUAAGCCUUGCCCCAGCGGGACCUAUGGUGAGCAGAAGGGUCUAAGCAGUGCUGAUGAAUGCUUACUGUGCCCUGCAGGGAAGUACUGCUACAGAGAUGGGAUUGAGCCUCUAGGAAUUCCCCACCCUACGGGGGAUUGCCCACCUGGCUACAACUGUCCUCCAGGGACUGGAUUCCCUUUCUCCUUCCCCUGUAUGCCAGGCUUCUUCUGGGAUAAUUCCAGUGUAGAGGGUGAAGAUGCUUGCAAACCAUGUCCACCUGGGUACUACUGUGACUCUCCUGCCAUGUUGGAGCCCAAACCUUGCCCAGCAGGCUUUUACUGUGUCGAAGGCAGCUCUAAACAUGAACCCUGCCCAGAGGGUACAUACAGUAACAAGAAGGGGCUGUCUGGACCCUCGGAGUGCAGCCCCUGUGGCCAUGGUUUCUACUGUGCUGCUCCAGGACAGACUGGGCCAAGUGGUCCCUGUAAGGCUGGAUUCUACUGCCAGGGCAGGGCCCUGACUCCAUUGCCCACAGAUGGUGUGACAGGAAAUAUGUGCCCUGCUGGGGCAUACUGCCCACCCGGCUCUCCCUCACCUAUCCCCUGUCCUCCAGGAACUUACAGCAACGUGAGUGGGUUGAGAAGCCUCCGUGAGUGCUUGGACUGCCCACCUGGCCUGUAUUGUGAUGGGACUAGUAACCAAGCUCCCUCGGGGCCAUGUGAACCUGGCUACUUCUGUACAGGAGGUGCCAAAAGCGCUCUUCAGCAAGUGGUGAUGGAGGGGCAUUAUUCCUUAACAGGAGCUUUCAAGCCAGAGCCAUGUCCUCUUGGCAGCUUCCAGCCUGGCCGUGGUCAGUCUGUUUGUAGGGAUUGUCCAGAGGGUACAUUCUGCAAUGAGCUGGGCCUGGCUGCACCCCAGGAUUGUCCCAAAGGGCAUUUUUGCUUGCUUGGAAGUUCCUUGCCUCUCCUGUGUCCAGCGGGAACUUACACAGAUGUAGUCAGGGCAGGUUCAUGCAAGCCCUGCCCAGCAGGCAUGUACUGCAGCAUGGCUGGUCUGACUGAGCCAGAAGGAUAUUGCCAGCCAGGAUAUUACUGCAUUCAAGGUUCCAGCACCUCCUCACCUAUGGGGCUUCCAUUUGGAGACCUUUGCCCACAAGGACAUUAUUGCCCUGCUGGCACGACACACCCAAAAGAGAUGCCGUGCCCUGCUGGGACCUGGAACGGACAGAGAGGAGCCCAGGAUGCCACUUGGUGUCUGCCUUGUGCCCCUGGGUUUUUCUGCAACAUGUCUGGCCAAGAUGCUCCUGCAGGACUUUGUGCACAAGGCUAUUACUGCACAGGAAGGACAAAGACUGCAAAGCCAGAGGAUGGUAUCACUGGAGAUCUCUGUCCUCAAGGACAUUUCUGCCCUGCAGGCUCAGCAGCACCUUCUCCCUGCCCCAGUGGAGAAUACAGUAAUGCAACAGGUCAAAACAAAUGCUUUCCUUGUCCUGCUGGGUUUCACUGUUCAAAAGGACUGAGGCGUCGCUGUCCUCCUGGCUUCUAUUGCCCUCAGAAAACUGGAAUCAGUUUUUAUCCCUGUCCCCCUGGGACUUACAACCCCUCCUAUGGACUCAGCCAGGCAGAGAGGUGUCAACAGUGCCCUGCAGGAAUGUUCUGUGGAGACUGGGGAUUAUCGUCUCCAAGUGGUCCCUGCUGGCCAGGAUUCUUCUGCACAGCAGGAGCAAGUGUCCCAAACCCUAAUGGAGCCACAAACAUGAGCACUGGUGGCCCAUGCCCACCUGGACACUUCUGCCCAGCUGGCACAAGUAUCCCACAGCAAUGCCCUGUGGGCACUUACUCAGACAGGCUCUACAACUGGCAGGACUCCAGCUGCACAGUGUGUCCAUCUGGCUAUUACUGCAGCUCUGCUGGCCUCACGGCACCCUCGGGACCCUGCUCAGCUGGGUACUACUGCCUCUCUGGAGCUUCCUCGCCAUCACCAGCUGAUAUGUGGGAGAAAGGAGGCCCUUGCCCUGUGAGCCACUUCUGCCCAGAAGGAACGAGCUUUCCCUUACCCUGCCUUGCAGGCACUUACAACAACCUCACCAGACAAGCUGCGUGCUUCCCUUGUGCUGCAGGCUACUACUGCCCAGAAAAUACCACCAGCUACAGUAUGAAUCCUUGCCCGGCUGGCUUCUACUGCCCCAAAGGAACCAGGUUUGCUACUGAGUUUCCCUGUCCCCGGGGCUACUAUAACCCUGAUCCCAUGACACAGAGCUUGGAUAGCUGCUUGCCCUGUCCACCUGGGCACUACUGUGGGAAGGAGAACUUGACAGCUGCCUCAGGCAAGUGUGAUGCCGGUUGGUUUUGCAUCUCAGCUGCUUGGACCUCACAGCCUUUUGAUCUGGAUAACUACACCAAUGCCAACUGCCUCUGUCCAGCCACUGCCACUGGAGGGAAGUGUGUAGCUGGUUUCUAUUGCCCCAAAGGAAGCCCAGAGCCUCUUCCUUGCCCUCCAGGUUUUUACUGCAAUGCUUCAGGUCUGUCUGUCCCCAGUGGGGAGUGUACUGCUGGGUUUUACUGCAAAGGCGGAGCAGCUCUCCCUAAACCAACAGAUGGCGUGAGUGGGAAUAUCUGCCCUGUGGGGACUUACUGCACUGCAGCAUCAGCAGAACCCAAGCUCUGCCCAGCUGGCACCUUUUCCAGCCUUCUAGGGAGGACAACACUUACUGAGUGCCAGCCUUGCCCCUCUGGCUUCUAUUGCGAGGUACCUGGCCUCAGUGCACCAACUGGGGAGUGCUGGGAAGGCUAUUACUGUGACAACCAGCAAGGGCCAGUUAUUGAUUUUACCCUUUACCCAUGCCCGCAAGGGUUUUACUGCCCACCAGGGACAAACAGGAGCACUCAGUACAGCUGCCCUGCAGGAACCUUUGGACCAAGGCAAAAACUGAAAACUAUCAAGGAAUGUCAAAGAUGCCCACCAGGAAAAUACUGUGAAUUCUCCGGACUUGUUGCCCCAACAGGAGAUUGUGCUGAGGGAUUUUGGUGCAAAAGUGGUGCCCGAGUAAGAAACCCCCAAGAUGGAGAAUCAGGACUGCCUUGUCCUCCUGGUCAUUAUUGUCCUGAAGGUGCACCACUUCCAUUACAGUGCCCUCCUGGCACGUGGACUGGCAGUGAAGGCAGUAGGAGUUUGCAGGAGUGCUGGCCUUGCCCUGGGGGAUAUUACUGCAAUAGCUCUGGACAAAGGGCCCCCUCAGGACACUGCAGCCCAGGGUACUACUGCGUCACUAGGGCCCAGACCCCAACACCCACUGACGGCCUCUCAGGAGCUCCAUGUCCAGUCCGUCAUUUUUGUCCUCUUGGAUCCAGGAGUCCAGUGCUGUGCCCCCCUGGCUCCUACAUGCCGCACAUCCGUGGAGAGAAGUGCCGUGCUUGCCCAGAGGGUGAAUACUGUGUCUCUGGUGAGAAGCCACAGCCGUGUCCCCAGAGGUAUUUCUGUCCCAAGGGCACAGCUCUUCCAAUUGCUUGUCCAGCAGGGUCCUAUAACCCAUCACAAAGGCAAGCCAGCUGCCUCCCCUGUCCUAAAGGGUUCUUCUGCCCCCCAAAUUCCUCUUCCUUUUUGGAGAAUAACUGUUCAGCUGGCCAUUACUGCCCUACCGGUACUGCUUCUGCAACACAGUUCCCAUGUCCUAAGGGGACUUACAACCCACUGACUGGAAGCAGCCUGAUGUCUCACUGCACCCCCUGUGACCCAGGGCAUUACUGUGCAUUUGCAGGGCAGUCACAUGUUACAGGACCCUGUUCGGCUGGGUUCUACUGCAGCGGAGGUGUUUCUAGUCCAACACCUACAGAUGGUCUUCUGGGGAACGCAUGCCCAAAGGGAACUUACUGUCCUAUGGGCUCUGCCUUUCCACAGCUAUGUCCUCCUGGUUAUUAUAGCAACUCAACUGGGAAUACUGGCAUCAAGGACUGUCUCCUUUGUGAUGCAGGGUAUUUCUGCAAUGGGACUGGACUUGUGACUCCAACUGGAUUAUGUGAGGCUGGAUUCUACUGUAGUGGAGGAACCAUUUCUCCUAAACUUCCCACGACAACAGUCAGUGGCGGACCAUGUCCACCUGGACAUUACUGCGUGGUGGGGAGCAGCAGAGCCCAGCCGUGCCCUGCAGGGAGUUAUAGCCCAUCUUGGAGUAUGGCACAGUGUUUGGAGUGCCCAGAAGGCUUUUACUGCACAGCUGCUUCCACAAACUACACAGAUUGCCCUGCAGGUCACUAUUGCCCCAGGAAUACAGAAUUUGCCACACAGUAUCCUUGUCCCCCUGGAACCUACAGUGAAGCUUUAAAUAUCUGGGAUGCUUCCAAGUGCCAACUAUGUCCUCCUGGAAGGGUCUGUUCCAAGCCAGGCCUAGCAAGACCAGAUGGACUAUGCAUGCCUGGAUGGUUUUGUCCACCUGGAUCCACGUCAAGCAAACCAGUGUUUCCUGGAAAUUACUCUGCAGGCAUGGCAGCUCCAGCUUCUGGAUCUGUUGGGUUGUGCCAAGCAGGAACCUUUUGUCCUGCUGGUUCAUUUCUUCCUCUUCCCUGCACUCCAGGUUUGUACUGUGCAACUGCAGAGCUCGCAGCUCCAUCAGGUCCCUGUGAGGCUGGCUUCUACUGCACGGGGGGCUCCAUGCUCCCAAACCCCAUGGAUGGAACAGUGGGCAACAUUUGUCCUCGAGGCCACUUUUGUCCUGCAGGGAGUUAUUCUCCAUCUCCAUGUCCCCCAGGCUCCUUUUUGGCUCAUCGUGGUGGCCAGUCACCACAGGAUUGCCAGGCCUGCUUCCCAGGGUGGUUCUGUUCUCAGCACGGCCAGAGCUCCCCGGAGGGCUUGUGUAAAGGAGGAUGGUUUUGCCCAGAGGGCUCUGUGUCAGCCCAGCAGUCAGACUAUUUGUGUCCUGUGGGUCACUAUUGCCCCACUGGCAGCCCAGAGCCCAUACCCUGUCCUUCUGGAAAAUAUCAGGACCAGGCUGGUAAAAGCCAGUGUGAAAUAUGCCCAGCAGGAAUGUUCUGUGCCCCAAAAGGCCACCGAGGUGAUCUCCAAGAACACUUCUCACGUGGCGUGGUCAAACCAAUAGAAUGUCCAGCAGGAUAUUACUGCCUGUCGGGAACAAAAGCUGCCAAUCAGUACCCGUGCCCAGAGGGUACCUACAGUAACCAAACUGGACUGGGAAAUCCCAGGGAAUGCAAGCCUUGUCCUGGAGGCAAAUUUUGUGCCAGUGCAGGACUCUCGUCCCCAAGUGGUCCCUGUUUGCCUGGGUAUUACUGCACUUCAAAGGCACGUAUACCCAAUCCUGUUAACGAUGAGGCAGGCAACCUUUGCCCAGCAGGCCAUUACUGCCCACCAGGUAGCAGCAAGCCAGAGCUAUGUCCCACUGGCACGUUUUUACCUCAGUCUGGGAUGGUUUACCGUAAUGCCUGUUUGCCCUGCCCUGGGGGGAAGUUCUGCCAAGGAGAAGGCCUGGCCAGUGUUUCUGGAACAUGUUACGCUGGGUAUUUCUGUGGUCUUGGAUCCACACAGCCAGAUCAUAAUCACUGCCCCCCUGGCUUCUACUGUCCUGAAGGCUCUGAAUCCCCAGUUCCAUGCAGCCCUGGAAGCUUCAACUCUGACAGUGGGAAAUGGCAGUCAACAGACUGUCAGCUCUGCCCAGCUGGAUACUUCUGCAAUGGUUCACAUGCUCCUGAGCUGUGCCCUGCUGGGUACUUCUGUCUGCCAGGUACCAACUUCAGUACAGAGCAUCCAUGUCCAAAGGGUACCUUUGGCCCCAGGACUGGCACCACUAGCGAGUCUGACUGUGAGCCCUGCCCAGCAGGCAUGUAUUGUUCAGCACCAGGUCUAUCACAGCCUUCUGGAUUUUGCAGUUCAGGUUAUCAUUGUGCCAAGGGAGCCAUCAGCCCAGCCCCCUUCAAACACAGGGUGGAAUCUUCCAGCCUUGGUCUGCCUGGUAAUGACAUCUGUCCUGUAGGGCAUUUCUGCCCCAGCGGUACAGGGUAUCCUGUGCCCUGUCCUCCUGGAUCCUUCUCUACCAUUGUGGGCCUGAAGGCAGAGGAACAGUGCCAGCCCUGCCCAUCCGGACGGUAUUGCAGUGGGGCAGGACUGUCUGAUCUGGCCCAGACAUCGCUGUGUAACGCAGGCUAUGUUUGCCUGGGAGGAAACUCUGCUCCCUGCCCUUCUGAUGGGAUUUAUGGAUACAGGUGUCCCAGCGGCUUCUACUGUCCUGUGGGCACUGGGCUAGAACUGCCCUGUGAGCCUGGCACAUUCAGCCCUGUGCCUGGGGCAAGUGUCUGCCUCCCUUGCCCGGCUGGUACGGCCUGCAGCAGUGCUGCCACUGUUGAGCCGCUCGGCUGCCCCAGAGGUUACUAUUGUCCAGUUCAGACGGCUGUCCCCCUGCCGUGCCCCGAGGGGACACUGAACACCUUGGAGGGGGCAUUUGCCCCCACUGCCUGCAGGCUGUGCCCAGUGGGGAGGUACUGCAGAGGAGAUGCUAACUGGGAACCUGAUGGUCUGUGUUCAGCCGGGUACUACUGUGAAGGAGGAGCCACUGAUGCUAUUCCACGUGGGACACCUGCGUUCCCGCUUAGUGGGCCCUGCCCACUUGGGCACUAUUGUCCAGAGGGUACUCAUUUCCCAAUUGCCUGCCCAGUGGGGACCCUGAACAAUGCCACAGGUGGUACCUCCCCGGAGAGCUGUGUGCCAUGCUAUCCUGGGUCUUUCUGUGCUAGCAUUGGUUUGAGUUCUCCAACAGGACCUUGUACUGAGGGGUUUUACUGCCCAGCAAACUUCAGCUCCGUCAGCCCCACAGCAUUCCUCUGCCCUAAGGGUCACUUCUGCCAGUCAGGGACAGCCCACCCAACACCAUGCCCUGCUGGGGAAUACCAGCCAGCCAGGGGCUCUGCAUUCUGCAUUCCAUGCCAGAGAGGAUUCUACUGCCAGGAGCUGGUAGCAGGAGACCCCAGGCACUGCCCACCACAUUCUUACUGUCCUACAGGCACACGGGUUCCUCUCACGUGUCCUGAAGGCACCUUCACUCCUGCAAAUAUGACUGGCCUCUGGAAUGAGAAGGAAUGCCUGCCUUGCUUACCUGGUCACUACUGCAGGCAUGGACAGCUGGAGGGGAAGUGUGCUGCUGGAUACUUCUGCCUGUCUGGGAGCUCUCAAUCUACUCCACAGGGCCACAGCUUUUCCUGGCGUGUCCCGUCUGGGUGCCGCUGGGGUCAGGUGUGUGCAGGGCUGUGUCCUGCAGGUUUCUACUGUCUGGAGGGAUCUGAGGUACCUAUACCGUGUCCUGCCAAUACUAUUAGAGAUGUUCCAGGGGCUGCAAAGAGAGAAGACUGCCUGCCCUGUCCACCAGGCCACUGGUGCAAAGCAGGGGAUUCAGAGGCCUACCUGUGUCCAUCAGGACACUAUUGCUUCAGAGGCAAUGGCAGCGACCACAGCAGUCUCCUGGCACCUCAGAAAUGCCCUCCGCAAACUUACCGCAAGCACCCAGGAGCUCAGAGCCUGACGGAUUGCCAGCCAUGUCCUCCAGGCUAUCACUGCCCUUUAUCAGGUCUGACCAGGUUUGAGGAUUAUCCAUGCCCCCCUGGAUACUGGUGCCCUGGUAAAGGGGAUGCUUUCCUUUGUCCAGCUGGCACUUCCAGGAUCCAGCCUGGUGCAAAAUCAUUGCAAGAGUGUGAUCCCUGCUCACCUGGAUACUAUUGCCCGGAUCCAGCACAGACAGGGCUGCCUAACACCCAAGGGGUACCUUGUAAACCUGGCUAUGAAUGCCCAGCAGGUUCAGUAAAUCCUAAGCCUUGCAAGCCUGGCCUAUACUGUGGUGCUCGCACAGCUGUGCCAUCCGUGUGCCCUGCUGGGUAUUACUGUCCCGAAGGAUCGUUGACAUAUAAUAGCCCUGAGCAGCUGUGUGUGUUUCCCUACUACUGUCCCCCAGGCAGUGCUCAUCCACUGCCUUGUGAAGGAGGGUACAUGGCCCUCAGCUUGCCUGGUCUAAGGGAUUCAUUUGAGAAAUUCUGUAGAAUCUGCGAUGGAGGCACCUAUCGUAGUGACUCUCUCAUCAUGGCACCCUGUCAGCCCUGCCCAGCAGGCUUCAUCUGCCCACAAGGCAGUGAGAGUUACCACAAGAAGCCAUGCCCCAGUGGCUAUUACUGCCCUCCCCUGGCAUCUGUCCCUCUGCCCUGUCCCCCGGGGACCCAUGGGAGCAGCAACUUUGCAAAGCGUAUAGAGGAUUGCCAGGCCUGUCCUGCCAACACCUUCAAUCACCUUCCUGCUCAGGCUGCCUGUUUCCCCUGUGGCAGCUCUUCUUCCUCUCAGCCUGGUGCUGCCAGCUGUACCUGCCAUGGGUUGAACCGGGCUUUCCAGCAGUCGGAUGCCUCCUGUAUCUGCCGGGCAGGUUACAUAUACUAUGAUGAGAGAGGCAAGAAAGACCCUGACAGCAACAGCAAUCAGGACUGCCGACCUCAGGUGGAUGAGCUCUGUGCUCCUGGAGAGGUCCGUCUAGCAUCUACGCGCCAGUGUGUUUUUCCUGAGCAAUAUGACUGCUCUCCUUCUUGUGGGCCUGCAGGUGGAGAGAUUAAUGCAGAGCUGGGCAUAUGUCACUGCAAGCAGUACGUCUCUUCUGAGGAGCUCUGUGACCAACUGUGUUUGCAGAGAGCCCCACGGAUCUCCUUGGGAUUUGGUAUCAAUAGAGAGCUGCUUCUGAGGAUAAACGAAGGAGAAGUGAGGGAAGUGGCAAACGUUCUGGGCCCAGAUGAACAUGUGCAGAAAAGCCAGCGAGUGCAUUUGGUUCUGUUUGGUCCCAGUGGAGUGCUAGGUUUCAUUGUCUCCAGCACAGAUGUUCUGGAUGCAUUUCUCACGGGAGAUUUUUCAUCACGUCAGUUGCUGCAGAAAGGUCAUCGAGUCCAGAGGACUUCUUCCGAAGAUAUCCAUGCCUUGCCCCUUGUUCCUAACCCAGUAGUAUGUUUGGAAGCAGGAGACAUGAUCCUUUUCCAGCUUAGCAUCAGUUCCCAUAAUCGUGCAUCCAGCUAUUACCCUGUUUAUCAGAAGCAGCAUCUAUAUAACAGCAACCCAAGCUGGGAUUUUGGACCCUUCCGAAGGCUAGACCACCUUGUCCAGGAGACUCACCUCAACAUCUCCUGGUUUGCCCAUGUUUUCCUGGAGUCUGGGACAUAUGUUUUCAGGGAUAGGACCGUUGAGGAACACUUCCUGAUUGUGACUGUGAAUGAAGCAAAUGUGGGCUGUGACCCCAGAGGUGUAUCCUUCCAGCCCUCUUCUCUGUUCCAGCUGGCCAGACAUGGCGUUUUGAAGCAACGGGAUCUGAACUUGGCUCCUAACUGGGCUGCUAUCACAGUGGUCCUUUUUGUUCUGGGCUUCCUGAUUGUGGUGCUGACAACCCUGGCUGUAGUGCUUCAGCCUGCUGUCGCUAUCAUUAGCCCCCUGAAGAGCUGGAAGCCACGAUGGAGGAGCCUGGGCGAGCCGCACAUCCCACCAGAGUACGUCCUCCUUAAAGACAGCCUUCAGUUCUAUCGGACGGUUGGUCCUCAUGCUUCUGGAGAAGAUGCUGGCUUCACAGAGAAAGGAGCUGUGCAUAAUGCAGAAGAGCAUUUUGCACUGAGGGUUCUGGAGGAUUUCAGUGUUCGCACCCUGUACGAUAAGCUGGAAGAUCAGAAUUUGCACCUGGCAUCUCAGCUGGCAAAGCACAGGAUGGAUGUGUUGGUGUUUUACAACAGAAUCAGCCAGCAGAUUCAAAGUCUCAUGGAUGUGGUGCAAGCACUGGACUCUGAAGGCCUGAAAAUCUUUGCCAGGCAAAGGAUUUGUGGGCAUAAACCUGCUGACAGCAGCCGGGCAGCAGUGGGCGUUGAACAAUGUGAUGAAUGCUGUAGCAACAACUUCCAAGCAGGUUCAUUAGGUGCUCCGUGGCAAGAGGCAACACAGUUAAUGAAAGCUCUGGAAACGCUGCUUGGGAAUGCUCUGUACAAGAAUGUAGCUGUGAAACGAGACAUGGAGCAGAAGGUCCAAGGACAGAAUGUGGUGACAGUUGUACCCUCACUGGACAGCCUAGCCAGUGGAAGUAAAUCAGAAGUCAAAGGGCAGGAUCAUGAGCUGCCACAGCAAUAUGAGCUCUUCAGUAGGAGAGAUGCUCUUUUCAGCUUCCCUGGACAUGAAGAACAUGAUCUCCAGUUGGCUUAUCUGACGGAGUUGGAGGUGGAGGGCCUGAUAGCAGCUUCCCCCCUUGCCAAGACUCUGUGUGAGAUCAAGCAAGCUUUGACAGCAAACAUCAAACAUGCGUGGGGAGCUCAGCCCUCUUCUGAGCUGCUGGAUUCUUGGGCCACAAAGAGGGAUGAAGCUCUGCUGCUGGAAGUAAAGAGGAGCUGCAUUGCUCAGAGGAUUGAAGAGGCAGAAGCAGAAUCCCAGGUGAAGUACAGCAAUGUAAAAUCUCUUGACUGUGAGCCAGCACAGUACGUUGGCAACCUCCACAGGUUAUCAGCAGUCUUAACAGAAAAUGAAAAGGCCCUUUUGAACAUUCAGUGUAAAUUUCAGCUUCUCUUGGAGAGCAUCAAGUACUGCUGUGGCUGUGAGAAGGAAGGUGAAAUUGAAUUGGCAGAUGAGAAUGGCCAGGUGAAGAAUUUGCUCCAGAACCAGGACCACUAUGCAUCGCAGCUCCUGAGGAGACAGUUUUGUGUACUACUCAAAGUCACACCACAUGAAGGUUCCUAAGAAGCUGUUUUUACACCACGGCUGAAAGACCACAGCGUUGUCACUCCAAAGUUCCUGGCUAGAUUGAGGAAGUGGGAAGAUUCAAAAGUGUCACCUACCAGAGUGAAAUCCAGAAAAUAUGGCAAACAAUCAAUCUUGCUUUUGGAAGUUCCAUCCACAGAAGGAGUCAUUCACCACAGGGCAACAAGAAUGAAACCGUGGCUUCCCCUUCCAAAGAAACUGAGAAACUCUAGUAAUGGCAAGUCAAAGGAGUUGCUUGUUGCAAAAGAUGGUGGUACAGGAAUGGUCACCAUAGAUCAUGUUAUUGACUUGCUGUUUUGUUGA
This is a messenger RNA of Harpia harpyja (harpy eagle), 12749 nucleotides long. Its product is annotated as zonadhesin-like. NCBI's taxonomy places the organism in Eukaryota, Metazoa, Chordata, Aves, Accipitriformes, Accipitridae. The record is from RefSeq and is a predicted model, not a curated record.